Molecule: messenger RNA, 2792 nt
Organism: Arachis ipaensis
Lineage: Eukaryota; Viridiplantae; Streptophyta; Magnoliopsida; Fabales; Fabaceae
Source: RefSeq, a predicted model, not a curated record
CUCUUCUCGAACCGCCAAACCCUCAAACCCCAGAAACCCCCCUCGAAACCCUCCAUUCCCUUCGACAUUCACAAGUGGGACCCUCAUUUCCUCCCCCAAAACCCCUCACCACCUCCUUCCCCGUCUCCUUCAUUCUCAUUCUCCUCCUCCCCUCGCCUCUCUCCCAUCGCCCGAUUCAUCAUCGACGCAUUCCGCAAGAACCGCCACACCUGGGGCCCCUCCGUGGUUUCCGAGCUCAACAAACUCCGUAGGGUCCCACCCACCCUCGUUGCUGAGGUUCUCAAGCUCCAAACAAACCCUACCCUCGCCUCCAAAUUCUUCCAUUGGGCUGGUAAGCAGAAAGGCUUCCACCAUAAUUUUGCAUCCUAUAAUGCUUUUGCUUAUUGCUUGAACCGUAGCAAUCGGUUCCGGGCAGCUGACCAGCUGCCCGAACUUAUGGACUCGCAGGGGAAACCCCCCAGUGAGAAGCAGUUUGAGAUUUUGAUUAGAAUGCAUUCUGAUGCCAAUAGGGGACUUAGGGUUUACUAUGUGUAUGAGAAGAUGAAGAAGUUUGGCGUUAAGCCUAGGGUAUUUUUGUAUAAUAGGGUUAUGGAUGCGUUGGUAAAGACGGAUCAUUUGGAUCUUGCGCUCUCGGUUUAUGACGAUUUUAGGGAGGAUGGAUUGGUGGAAGAGGCUGUUACUUUCAUGAUUUUGAUUAAGGGGCUGUGUAAGGCCGGGCGAAUCGACGAAAUGCUGGAGGUUUUGGAGAGAAUGAGAGUGAAUUUGUGCAAGCCGGACGUGUUUGCUUAUACCGCUUUGGUUCGGAUGCUGGUUCCGGAGGGAAAUUUGGAUGGUUGUUUGAGGGUUUGGGAAGAAAUGAAGAAGGAUAAGGUUCAGGCUGAUGUGAUGGCUUAUGCUACUAUAAUUAUAGGGUUGUCGAAAGGAGGGAGGGUUGAAGAGGGUUAUGAGUUCUUCAAGGAGAUGAAGAGUAAGGGUCAUUUGAUAGAUAGAGCUAUAUAUGGGUCACUUAUAGAGUCGUUUGUGGCGGAAAAGAAGAUUGGUGUGGCUUUCGAUUUGUUGAAGGAUUUGGUUAACUCAGGAUAUAGGGCGGAUUUAGAAAUUUAUAAUUCCCUUAUUGAAGGCUUGUGCAAUGUGAAUAAGAUUGAGAAGGCUUACAAGCUUUUCCAAGUUACUAUUAAGGAGGGCCUUGAGCCAAAUUUUUUAUCAGUGAAACCAUUGUUGCUGUGUUAUGCUAAAGCAAAAAAAAUGGAAGAACUCUUCAAGCUUCUCAAGCAGAUGGAGAAGUUAGGUUUUCCAGUUAUUGAUGAUCUUGCCAAAUUCUUAUCCCUUCUGGUGAAGGAGGGACCAUUAGUAGCAUUAGAGGCUUUUACACACUUGAAGGCAAAAGGUUAUAUUAGUGUCGAAAUGUACAAUAUUCUUAUGGAUUCUCUACACAAGGUUGGUGAGAUAAAGAAGGCUCUAUUACUCUUUGACGAAAUGAAUGCCUCAAACUUGAAACCUGACUCAUUUACAUACAGUAUAACAAUUCUAUGCCAUGUUGAUCUUGGUAAAAUUCAGGAGGCAUGUGAGUAUCACAAUAAGAUCAUUGAGAUGUCUUGUAUUCCUUCUGUUGCUGCUUACAGUUUCCUUGCCAAGGGGCUUUGUAAAAUUGGCGAGAUUGAUGCAGGUAUGAUGCUUGUCCGUGAUUGCCUUGCCAACAUAGACAGUGGUCCUAUGGAAUUCAAAUAUAGUCUUACCAUCAUUCACUCAUGUAAGUCAAAUGAUGCCGAGAAAGUGAUUGAAGUAUUGAAUGAGAUGAUGCAACAGGGUUGCCCUCUGGACAUUGUGGCAUGUGCUGCAGUUAUAUCUGGCAUGUCUAAGCACGGAACAAUUGAAGAGGCCAGGAAGGUUUUUUCAAACUUGAGGGAUCGCAGAUUGUUAACCGAAGCUGACACCAUUGUGUAUGACGAAUUACUAAUCAAUCACACAAAGCAAAGGACCGCAGACUUGGUGCUAUCAGGAAUUAAGCUCUUCGGUUUAGAAUCUAAACUAAAAUCAAAGGGUUUUAAGUUUUUGCCAAGUUGAAAACUGUUGUGCAGAUCAAUUGAUGUAUUUCUUCUCUCAACAUGUUGAAUAUGCAUAGUGAUGCAGAAAAGCAGUAGGGAAUGAAGAGUUCCAAUGGUGUGGUUGGCUGCUUCUCAAACAUCUUAUUUCUUGUGGUUCAUAUGUGUGGUGGUAGCUUUAAAUGAUUUUUCAAAGCAUCAGACUUGGGUUGCUGGACAUAACUCAUAAUCCAUAGUUCUGUCGAGGUCCAGUGAUGAUUCCGACAAGAUGCAUUUUGUUGGAACAUUAUAUACAGGAAGAUGCUUUCCUAAGGAGCCGAAGUGGAACUAAUUUAAUAUUUAAUAGGACAGACGAAGAUUUGUGAAGCACAAUUCACCAUUGCUGUUGAUAUCUCAAGAGCAAAAGUGGUUCAUCAUAUAUGGUGAUAUACCUUGAUAAAGCAUGUUAAAAUUAUUUGGGGAGAAUUUUCAGUCAACUAGCUAAAGCCAUGGUAAGAUACUUAAGAUUACUUUUUCCCUGAUGUGCAAGGCACCUUGUAGGAAAAAAGCAUUAAUUUGUCAUGGUCUCUAGUUUUAUAACUAAGCUUAGGGUUUAGUUACAACUUUCAACAACCAUAAAGUGAUUCUUGUCUCCUCAACAAUAACAGCCAGACAAUAUCAUAAUAUUAAUUAAGCGAUUCUCUUCUCGAGGAGAAAUUAGCAAUUCAUUAGUGUUAGAAAAUUGCUUUAUGACAAGACAUUUGCAUGUGA